AUGGUUUCUGACACAAUCAGUCAAGCUAGUGAAGAGGGCAGCAGUAGAGGGAGAGGUAAAAAUAAAAGGUUUUGGACCGUACAGGAAGAUAAUGUGCUCAUAAAAUCAUUGCAUGAGCUGGCUAGUGAUCCUAGGUGGAAAGGUGAAAGUGGAUUCAAAAGUGGGUAUAUGAAUAAGUUAGAGGAGAUGAUAAAACGUGAGCUUCCCGAUUGUGGUUUAAGAGCCGAUCCACACAUCGAGUCAAGAAUAAAGCAUUGGUCGGAGAAAUACUCUGCCUUAGCAGAGAUGUUGUCUCUUUCGGGAUUUGGGUGGGAUGAUGAGAAGAAGAUGUUGCAAGUGGAAAAGAAAGUGUUCGAUGAAUGGGCAAAGACUCAUAAAAGAGCGAAGGAAAUGUAUGGAGUACCUUUCCCUCACUAUGACAUACUUGCUGAAAUCUAUGCUAAAGACAAAGCAACAGGAGAUAUGAGCGAGUCUUUUUAUGGAGCAGUCAAGAACAUGAAUUCUGAGAUUGAAAAGGAGCCAUUAACUCUGGAGAGUGAUGAGGAGGAUGAUGCCAUUUCUACAACUCAAAGUCGGAAGCGGCCAUUGAAGAAAGAGGUUGAUCUUUCAACUCCCUUGAAGAAACCAAAGAAAUUGAAGGACUUUAAGGAUAAGGAACAGAAGAAAUUAUAUGAAGGUGAUCAACUAGUUGCUUCCCUUCAUAGUGUCUCAACAAAUUUCAGCACCAUUUUCGAGAACAUCAGUGCUAAUCUUGCAACCAUGGCUAGUACGUGGUCAAAAGCUGAAGAAAGGGAACAACAAUUGGAUGAAAAAGUUAACAAGAUAUUGGAGGAGGUUAUGAAGUUAGAAGGUAUCUCUCCAUCUGAAGCCUUGGAAGCAGCAACAAUUCUGAUGGCACAUGAACAUAAGCUCAGAAUUUUUUAUCAAGCUCCUGUGAAUCUUAAGAAGCAAUACAUUCUUGAUCUCCUUAGGAAAAAAUAGAGCUAAAACUUUUAUAUCAACUUUAUGAUGUAUUUUCUUUUUAUAACUUUAGACAAUCUAAUUUUUAUGUUCUACAAUUAAUCAUGACAGAUUCUAAGUUUCCAGAAUCGGAUUUGGUUCAAGGGUUUUAUCUCUAUGUCUAG
Messenger RNA from Beta vulgaris subsp. vulgaris (sugar beet), 1124 nucleotides. RefSeq lists its product as uncharacterized. The transcript is spliced from 2 exons. NCBI's taxonomy places the organism in Eukaryota, Viridiplantae, Streptophyta, Magnoliopsida, Caryophyllales, Amaranthaceae. The record is from RefSeq and is a predicted model, not a curated record. Bases 1 to 981 code for a protein of 326 amino acids.